CAGUACUACUAUAUUCUUUGCCUACUGCUGCUCAUUCAACUACUUCCUGCCCUUUUGUAUACAUUUUUACUAGAAACCAUCAAAAUGCGUAUCUCAUUCCCAGCAGCUCUUGUAGCCUUUGUAACUGGCGCCUCUGCAGCGGGCACUCUAGGUUUCGCCGUGGGUGUCAAGCGCGCAGACGGCUCGUGCAAGGUCACAGGCGAUUACGAGGCCGACUUGGACGCUAUCAAGAGCAACAGCGGCAGCACGACGGUCCGCGUCUUUGAUGCGUCCGAGUGCGAUGUGGUAGCACAGAUCCUCCCUGCUGCCCAGUCAAAGGCAUUCGGUGUAGUCCUCGGCGUCUGGCCCGAUACCGAUGCGCAGUACAACGCCGGCAAGGCCGCCAUCACCAACACCGCCGUCAACUUCAAGAACCAGGUCAUUGCGGUGACCGUUGGCUCCGAGGGUCUCUACCGCGGGACGUACACUGCGGACUUUCUCGUUGGCAAGCUGAAUGAUCUUCGAUCCGCGUCUCCCGGUUUCAAGUAUGGUACGGCCGACACGUGGAAUCGCUUCGCGGACGGCACUGCCGACCCCGUCCUGCAGGUCUCGGACAUUGCCCUCGUCAAUGCGUUCUCCUACUGGCAGGGCGCCAGUAUUGAUGCCGCACCCGGCGUCUUCCAGGAUUCCAUCGGCCAGGCCUUCAAUCACAUCAACUCGGUCAAGGGUGGCAUACCGCUGUGGGUGGGUGAGACGGGGUGGCCAUCCAGGGGCACGACGUACCAGAAUGCCGUUCCCACCGUGCAAAAUGCAGACACGUACUACCGACAAGCUGUGUGCGGAUCCCUGGGCCGUGGGACCAACGUUUUCGUCUUUGAGGCGCUCGAUGAGCCCUGGAAGCCGCAGUCUGUCGGCCAGGACGGCAGCUCGGCGGAUGAGACGAGCUGGGGUGUGAUGACGGCCGACAGGCAGCCCAAGUACAAUCUCAUGUGCUGAGGGUGUGUCAGCUUCACGUUGGAGAGGCCAGGAUAGUGUUCAGAGAGGACGGAUGCCGUGGGAAAACUCAUAUAAAGGCUCAGGUGGUAUAUAAUUGAGAGAGAGAAAAGUGAUUGAGA
Molecule: messenger RNA, 1094 nt
Organism: Emericellopsis atlantica
Lineage: Eukaryota; Fungi; Ascomycota; Sordariomycetes; Hypocreales; Bionectriaceae
Product: glucan 1,3-beta-glucosidase
Exons: 2
Coding region: 85-975 (296 amino acids)
Biological process (GO): carbohydrate metabolic process; cell wall organization
Cellular component (GO): extracellular region; fungal-type cell wall; cell surface
Molecular function (GO): glucan endo-1,3-beta-D-glucosidase activity; 1,3-beta-glucanosyltransferase activity
Source: RefSeq, a predicted model, not a curated record